Molecule: messenger RNA, 1474 nt
Organism: Zophobas morio
Lineage: Eukaryota; Metazoa; Arthropoda; Insecta; Coleoptera; Tenebrionidae
Product: gastric triacylglycerol lipase-like
Exons: 8
Coding region: 184-1455 (423 amino acids)
Molecular function (GO): hydrolase activity, acting on ester bonds
Source: RefSeq, a predicted model, not a curated record
UAACAUUGCGUCGACUGACAGUUAAACGAUAAGUUUCGUUUACAGUCAUCAAAAUUAUAUGGUAUUCUUUUCUAGGCAGUUUAAUAAAGUGCAACGCUUUUAAAAUAUAUAUUAAAUUGUAGGGCAUUCCUGUCAGUGUUUAUUAACAACUGGAAGUAAUCAGACACACAUUAAACUAAAACUAUGUUAUUAAUUUUGGUAUUUCAAAUCGUGUUGUGUUCCAUUUCAGCCACCGGAUUUACUAUCCAUCAAGAAAAUAAUGCUUGUUCAAGUUUAAAGUACUACCCUGUCAAGGCCUUCAGCUCCCACUGUUACGUAAACCCCAACGUCCUUGCUUCUACCCCUGAAAUGAUUAAGCUCAAUGGUUACAAAUAUGGAACCUAUAAAGUGGUUUCAGAAGACGGUUAUACUUCCUUGAUUUUUCGUGUACUACCACACGACGGUGGUAGGAACAGACAACCUGUCAUCUUGGAACAUGGGGUACAGGUUAACUCAGCAGUUUGGACUUGGAUGGGGAAUAGGUCUCUAGCUUUCGUUUUGACCGACGCUGGUUAUGACGUUUGGUUAAUGAACCAAAGAGACAGUGGUUAUACCACCCAUAAUAAGUACAAAACGUCAGAUUACAAAUUUUGGGCCAACAGUUUGGACGAUGUUGCCACUAAAGGAGUACCAGCAAUGUUAAAUACUGUUGCUACAGCAACUAACAAAUCUGGUUCUAUUAUUUACAUUGGUCAUUCGAGAGGAUCUACUUUAGCUUUUAUGUAUGCGUCCGAAAAUCCAAAAGAAGCACAAAAAUUUCUUCGAGGAGUUGUCGCCUUGUCGCCUAUUGCGUAUCUUAAUCCCAACUUGGUAGUCAGAGUACUUUGCAACUUAGCACCUAUUAUUGGCAAAGUCCUAGAACUUUUAAGAAUUUCAGUAAUAAAUUAUCCAGUAGGGCUAACUAUAGGGUUUUACCAAACCCUAUGCACCAAUUUGCCAUACUUUUGCAAGUUAAUUCUUCUCUUGACUUCAGGAAGCGUGAAUCAAUUUCAGCCGAAUGAUCUUUUAGCUUUUUUUUCCAUUUUCCCAAUUUCGCUUUCAGUAAUGGAAACUUUACAGUACGCCCAGAUAUACCGUUCCGGGAAAUUUCAAAAAUAUAACUACGGAAAAAAACAAAAUUUGCUGAAAUAUCAGCAACAAGAACCUCCUUUGUACAAUCUUGGUAACUUUAAGCUUCCUAUUUACAUGUACUAUGGAAAGCGGGAUAUUUUAAUCAAAGAAAAGAGUGUGAAAAGAAUUUUUAAAGAACUUGGAAGCACCGAGAAGCGAUAUUCCAGUGCACCUGUUGGAAUUAACAAGAAGAAGUUGCAGUUUGGUCAUAAUGACUUCAUUUGGUCUAAAGAUAUACAAGAAUUGUUUUAUAAAGAUCUGCUGCGAACUCUGAGUAAACUAAAGCCUAAAUCUUCGCUGGAAUAAUAAAUUAUGAUUAGUGUUC